CGCUUCUUGUCUUUCUGCUUGGUAUCUCCUGCGUGCGCGGCCUCAAUUGCGGCGUCGGGCGCUUAAUCGUCUUAUAUACCCUCGUAACUCUGUCUCGCUUCCAUCUAUCACUCGCUCAACCCAUGUCUUUUCCUCGUACCGCGCCGGAGCUUUGACGAUACCCUGAGUAUACAUCUAUUUUCAAGACCUCCGUUCUUCCUUCGACCACCAUGCAUUGGCUACAGGGUACGGAUGGCCAGGCAUCGCUACAGCAGCUGCAGCUCGACAUCGUCGGUUUCCUAGCCAUCUUGGGCGAGGGUUCGGUGCUCGCCAAUGCUCAAGUCGCGACGCUGUCGAAGUGGAUUUUCCUGCCGCGCUUGAUUCCUGCUCCGCAGGCCUUGAUGCGUCCAACGAGGCCGACAAAGCUGAAAUCGGACUCUGGAUGGGUGUCUGGCAUCUUGAGCGGCAACUAUAGAGAAUAUAUAAACCACAUUGGCAACAUUGUGUGUGACGCUAGCAACCUCCCCGAAUACUCCGUCCGCGUCGUUACCAUCGAACGCAAAAACGACUCUGCCCUCAAGGCCAAAACGGUCGCCCCGCUCACCGUCGUCCUCUUCCUUGGCUUCUUCCUCUCCUGCAUCCUCCUCGGCCUCUCGAUAUGGCUCGACGACGGCAUGUCUAUCGUCGCCACCGUCCUCCUCUCUCUCCUCACCUCUCUCAUCGGCUUGGGCAACAAAUGGGAACUCAAACUGCCGGAGCGUCGAUGGAAGGGGGGCAAGGUGCCAGACGGGGACGUGGUGAUACGGUAUCCAAAGGGCAACUUCUUGAUCGUCAGGUGCAAGGAGGACGUGGCUAGGGAGUUGUACUUUGCGCCGGAGACGAUACAGUACCUGCUGCAACACGGCCCAGCCUACCGCCUGCUCAGCCUGGUUGGCACCAUGAUGCUCAUGGGCGGCGUCAUCUGCCUCGCCAACGCCCAAAUCGAACUCCAGAUUGCCUGGGCAGGUUCGUACAUGCUGCUCGGCUCUUCGUACUGGAUCGUCGCCGCGUUGCCCGGAAAACUCCAUUGGGACUUGUCCUCCUACAACGUCAUCCCCGAAUGCCUCUCCGACUCCAAAAUGGAUAUGAAAGGCUACCCGUCUCUGAACGAGACCUUCACGCAAGCAUUGUGGAAGACGAUUGUCAUGUCCAAGAACAUCGGCUGGAUUCGUAGGAGCAACGCGUGUCCCGAUACACAAGCAUGGCAAGAGUGGCUGGUCGAGGCGCGGGACAAAGCCAAGGAAGUAAGAUUCGCAAGCAAACCGCUAAAUGGCAAGGAGGGAAAGCCCUUGACAACGUGGCAAGUCCCUGUCUGGGAUGCCCAGAAGCGCCUGGGAGAGCUGUUGAAUGCGCAGGCGGAAACAGAUCAAAAGAGCAUGAAGGAGGGUUACGAAGAAGUGUGAGCGCUUGUUGUUGCAUUAUCAUUUGUUUGGAUAUUUACAUGGCGUUGGGCGGCAUUUUGACACGACUUUACGAUUACGACUCACGACUUGACGAUAUCAUUGAUACCACCAACGCAUUCGCAGCAUCAGCCAUUUAGCGACAAGCAUCGUUACACACAGCAUGACCUCAAAAUUUGGUAUUGGCAUAUUGGAGUGGCUUUGCCUAUC
Trematosphaeria pertusa is the source of this 1628-nucleotide messenger RNA. RefSeq lists its product as uncharacterized. The coding region runs from base 210 to 1421 and encodes 403 amino acids. Lineage: Eukaryota; Fungi; Ascomycota; Dothideomycetes; Pleosporales; Trematosphaeriaceae. The record is from RefSeq and is a predicted model, not a curated record. The transcript is spliced from 2 exons.